Molecule: messenger RNA, 1274 nt
Organism: Bolinopsis microptera
Lineage: Eukaryota; Metazoa; Ctenophora; Tentaculata; Lobata; Bolinopsidae
Exons: 6
Coding region: 1-816 (271 amino acids)
Biological process (GO): mitochondrial translation
Cellular component (GO): ribosome; mitochondrion
Molecular function (GO): structural constituent of ribosome
Source: RefSeq, a predicted model, not a curated record
AUGAAUCGCUUAAUCACACCAAUCCUCUCUCCUUGUGGCAGUCUAAUAGUCAGAAGCAAAGUGACUUUACAGAGAAGAGCAAGGACGCCAGAGUGGCAUGAAAAAGAGGGCGGCAGCAAAACAGAAAAACUAGAAAAGCUGAAGAAUGAACAUGAGGUGAUGAAGACACAGCUGAAGCUUCUGGGAGACAGGCUGAAAGAGAAAAACACUGUGACUUCAUUUCGAGGGGUUCUUGUUGAAAAGACACUUACCAAGCGGGUUGACGACAUAGAAAAAGACUUGGUUGUUGAGAGGAAAGCUCAGUCAGAGAAGAUGCCUUGGUGGGGCUACAAGCGUGCGAGACCAGGUCACUCUAAACAUGAUAACUUUGCGUUCAACAUUCCGCGUCGCUCGUGCUACCAGCCAGCAAAACGGAAAUACAACGGCAGCGCGUGUACCAUUUGCAAGGACCACUGGUAUCCCAUGUACACUGAUGUGGAGAGGAUUAAGAAGUAUAUCAACCCUGAAACUAACCAAGUGAUACCAGUGACAGUGACAGGAGUGUGUUGGUACAAGCAGCAUGUGUUAGAGGAAGCAGUGUACCGGGCUCAGAGCAUGGGAUAUCUCAAACCACCGAUCCCUCCCCGGAAGUUUAAUUGGAGUUCAGCUGAUGUGUACGGUAGAGACAGGUCAGAACUCUAUGGACAUAGAGAGAGAUACCACCAGAGUUACAGGCAUCUCCCCGGUAACAUACACUACCAACCUGGCAACCCGCACUGGGAACAUUUACCUGCCAGGACAGAGUCUGUGGAGCCCGGUUUUAUUGGGUACGAGUGAGAGAAAUUACUAAUUGGGUGGUUAACCAAUUAGGUAAUUAGUCGGUAAUUAGGUAAUUAGUUGGAUUUUGUAUCAGGUUGAGUUAUGGCUCCGUGACAAAGCUUAGUUAAUUUAUUAUAAUCACAGUGAUGACAGCUCUUGUUUAAUGUUUUAGUUUUAUUUGCGCACAUUAAAUUGUGUAAUUGUGUCUUGUUUAUAAGGGGAGGGUUGUACUGAGUUUAGUAACUUUGUGUAACUUUAGUAACUGAGUUUAGUAACUUUGUGUAACUUUAGUAACUGAGUUAAGUAACUUUGUUUCAAAAAACAUCUUUUGUUUACUAUAGAGGUCGUUACUUGGAAAGGUAAUUUAUUAUAAUUUAUUGUAAUUUCUUAUGAAUAGUUUAUACAGAUUUUGAGUGAUGUGAAAUCUCCAUAAAAUUGCUGAUAAUGAUAUUUUGAUAAAGGUGAUUUACAUAUAA